Messenger RNA from Coregonus sp. 'balchen', 4996 nucleotides. The record is from the annotation of a GenBank genome assembly. NCBI's taxonomy places the organism in Eukaryota, Metazoa, Chordata, Actinopteri, Salmoniformes, Salmonidae.
UUAGUUCAGGGCCUGUAUCCACAAAGCUUAGUUCAGGGCCUGUAUCCACAAAGCUUAGUUCAGGGCCUGUAUCCACAAAGCUUAGUUUCCAAGCUUACGGGCCUGUAUCCACAAAGCUUAGUUCAGGGCCUGUAUCCACAAAGCUUAGUUCAGGGCCUGUAUCCACAAAGCUUAGUUCAGGGCCUGUAUCCACAAAGCUUAGUUCAGGGCCUGUAUCCACAAAGCUUAGUUCAGGGCCUGUAUCCACAAAGCUUAGUUCAGGGCCUGUAUCCACAAAGCUUAGUUCAGGGGCCUGUAUCCACAAAGCUUAGUUCAGGGCCUGUAUCCACAAAGCUUAGUUCAGGGCCUGUAUCCACAAAGCUUAGUUCAGGGCCUGUAUCCACAAAGCUUAGUUCAGGGCCUGUAUCCACAAAGCUUAGUUUCAGGGCCUGUAUCCACAAAGCUUAGUUCAGGGCCUGUAUCCACAAAGCUUAGUUCAGGGCCUGUAUCCACAAAGCUUAGUUCAGGGCCUGUAUCCACAAAGCUUAGUUCAGGGCCUGUAUCCACAAAGCUUAGUUCAGGGCCUGUAUCCACAAAGCUUAGUUCAGGGCCUGUAUCCACAAAGCUUAGUUCAGGGCCCGUAUCCACAAAGCUUAGUUCAGGGCCCGUAUCCACAAAGCUUAGUUCAGGGCCCGUAUCCACAAAGCUUAGUUCAGGGCCCGUAUCCACAAAGCUUAGUUCAGGGCCCGUAUCCACAAAGCUUAGUUCAGGGCCUGUAUCCACAAAGCUUAGUUCAGGGCCUGUAUCCACAAAGCUUAGUUCAGGGCCUGUAUCCACAAAGCUUAGUUCAGGGCCUGUAUCCACAAAGCUUAGUUCAGGGCCUGUAUCCACAAAGCUUAGUUCAGGGCCUGUAUCCACAAAGCUUAGUUCAGGGGCCUGUAUCCACAAAGCUUAGUUCAGGGCCUGUAUCCACAAAGCUUAGUUCAGGGCCUGUAUCCACAAAGCUUAGUUCAGGGCCUGUAUCCACAAAGCUUAGUUCAGGGCCUGUAUCCACAAAGCUUAGUUCAGGGCCUGUAUCCACAAAGCUUAGUUCAGGGCCUGUAUCCACAAAGCUUAGUUCAGGGCCUGUAUCCACAAAGCUUAGUUCAGGGCCUGUAUCCACAAAGCUUAGUUCAGGGCCUGUAUCCACAAAGCUUAGUUCAGGGCCUGUAUCCACAAAGCUUAGUUCAGGGCCUGUAUCCACAAAGCUUAGUUCAGGGCCUGUAUCCACAAAGCUUAGUUCAGGGCCUGUAUCCACAAAGCUUAGUUCAGGGCCUGUAUCCACAAAGCUUAGUUCAGGGCCUGUAUCCACAAAGUAGGAGUGCUAAUCUAGGAUCUGUCCAUACAAUCUUAUUCAUUACGAUCUAAAAGUCUGAUUCUAGAACAGCAACCCUACCGCUUUGUGGAUACUGGCCCUGAACAGUCACUCCCCUCCUGCUUCCCCCAGCUCUGUGAAGGACCCAGAGCAGCUUUAAUAGUGCCCCAAGUUUCCCCUAAACCCAUUUAAAUCAGCCAGUCUCUAAAUUUGGCUGAACAGACUGAUUAGUUAUUUAAAAACUAGCAGGAAGCAUGCUGAAGGUCUACACACAGGAAAGACGUGAUGAAUCACUGUCAACUGUUUAUCACGCACAUGCAUGUAUGCCAGAGACUCAGUGUGUGUCUGUGUGUCAACAGGGCAGCCACAGUAAGAUGGAUGGCUGAGGUCAGCUGCUUGCCGACCGCCGGCCAUCGGAAUCACCUAGUGAUCUGGAAUUCCCACUCCGUCAGUCUGGCUAUCUGUCUGUCUGUCUGGCUGGGAGGAGGAUGAAGUGGUCCCUACUGACACUCAUCUUAGGUCAGGUUUUAGUCUUCCGCCCUGUUGUAGUCAAGGUUAGGAUUUAGGGAGGGUGAACUUCUUCCUGGAGCGUCUCAGAUCACAACCCUUAAAGAAGUAUAUUCAAUACCAGCCACACCACGCUGCAAUUGGGCCAUUGUUGUGAUGUCAUCAUUGCUCGACUGCACUGUAGCAUCAUGGUGUCAUGCUCUCAGUAAAGAUAAAGACUAAAACGUGAAUGUAUUAUUCACACAGGUAACCACACUACAUGAAUUAUAACGUACUACAACCUUUCAGUCACCAUUAUCAGGAGCACUCUGUACAGCCCAUGAAGAGUACAGCUUUAGUAAAGUACUGUGGUGGUCUCCUGCUGGCUGAAUAAUGAAGCAGACAGACUCAUCUGGGUGAAUCGAACCUGGUCUGAUGUGGAUGAAUCGAACCUGGUCUGAUGUGGAUGAAUCGAACCUGGUCUGAUGUGGAUGAAUCGAACCUGCUCUGAUGUGGAUGAAUCGAACUAGGUCUGAUGUGGAUGAAUCGAACCUGGUCUGAUGUGGAUGACUCGAACCUGGUCUGAUGUGGAUGAAUCGAACCUGGUCUGAUGUGGAUGAAUCGAACCUGGUCUGAUGUGGAUGAAUCUAACCUGCUCUGAUGUGGAUGAAUCGAACCUGGUCUGAUGUGGAUGAAUCGAACCUGGUCUGAUGUGGAUGAAUCGAACCUGCUCUGAUGUGGGUGAGUCUAAUUUAAUCUGAUGUCAUCUGAUCUCUAGGCUGGUUAGACUCUUUAGGCUGGUUAUUCAGAGCUGGUCCAUGGUAUGAUCCUUUGUAGCUCAGUUAGUAGAACAUGGCGUUUGCAACGCCAGGAUAGUGGAAUCGAUUCCUGGGACCGCCCAUACGUAAAAAAUUUAUGCACGCAUGACUUUAAGUCGCUUUGGAUAAAGCAUCUUCUAAAUGGCAUAUAUUAUCAUAUCAAAUACACUGAGUGUACAAAACAUUAGAAACACCUUCCUGAUAUUGAGUUGCACCGCCUUUUGCCCUCCGAACAGGCUAAAUUCGUCGGGGCACGAACUCUAAAAGGUGACGAAAGCAUUCCACAGAGGUCCUGGCCCAUGUUGACUCCAAUGCUUCCUACAGUUAUGUCAAAUUGUCUGGAUGUCCUUUGGGUGGUGGACCAUUCUUGAUAGCAAUGGCGGUCGGUGCCCCUUAAGAUAUUUUUUUUAUAUGAGCAUGGCCUUCUAUUAUAGAAUACUGUACGACUGUCAUUCAUAUUCCAUUCACCCAGCUCAAAGUAACAUCGAUAGGUUUAGGCUAAUACAUGAUACUCAAAUUUUCCUUGUACCCAUCAUGGAGGUUGAUACAACCUAGCCUAUGAAUUAAAGUUUACAACGUAGGUGCACAGGUCGAGAGAAUCACGCAGUACAGUGUACAGUCAGAAAGCAGUUCAGCAGUUAUACCGGCGGGCCCCGGGGGCAAUAAAUUACUAAGACCAAAAGCUUAUCUUGACUUGGAAGAGUUCUAGUGUUGGAUAGCCAUAGCCAGCUAGCUAACAUAGCAUCCCUCUCUGUUUGAGCCAGGUGUUUGAGUAGGCCAAAUUAGCUAGCUGCAUUCGCUAGCUAAGUGAACAUUUUUUUUUUUUUUUUUUAUACAACCAAAUAUAGCGCUCUCUCUCGCUUCUCCUUCAUUUUGGAACAAAUUAAUUUGUUCAAAACUGUUCAAUUAUUGUCUCUCUGAGUCAACUACUGCAGUGCUAGCUAGAUGUAGCUUAUGCUUUCAGUACUAGAGUCAUUCUCUGAUCCUUUGAUUGGGUGGACAACAUGUCAGUUCAUGCUGCAAGAGCUCUGAUAGGUUGGAGGACGUUCUCCGGAAGUUGUCAUAAUUACUGUGUAAGUCUAUGGAAGGGGGUGAGAACCAUGAGCUUCCUAGGUUUUGUAUUGAAGUCAAUGCACCCAGAGGAGGACGGAAGCUGGCUGUCCUCCGGCUAAACCAUGGUGCUACCCUACAGAGUGCUGUUGAGGCUACUGUAGACCUUCAUUACAAAACAGUGUGUUUUAAUCAAUUAUUUGGUGACAUGUGAAUAUAAUUUAGUGUAGUUUAAUCUAAAAAAGGAUAACUUUAACUACCCUACUCCAUUCAAAGGCACUUAAAUAUUUUGUUUUGCACACACACACACACCAUGUAUAAUUGUCUCAAGGCUUAAACAUCCUUAUUUAACCUGUCUCCUCCCCUUCAUCUACACUGAUUGAAGUGGAUUUAACAAGUGAAAUUACUAAGGAUCAUAGCUUUCACCUGGAUUCACCUGGUCAGUCUAUGUCAUGGAAAGAGCAGGUGUUUCUAACGUUUCGUAUCACUGGGUUAUUUGUAUACUGUAUUUUACUAUAUCCUAGUAUUGAUAUAAGGACCGGUUUCGGUUUUUACUUUACCUUCUAUAACGGUAUUUGAAUGUUUGGUUUGUUAAAUGGGAUACGCCGUGUGUAACGUCCAUUUGUAUAGUUUACACCCCUAGUCAAAUUGCUAUUGCAACAUUUGGUUAAAAAUAAGGCCUAGAUUGUUUGGCCAUAUCGUGCAGCCCUACGUGGCAGUGUGGAAAUGACCUCAAAUGAGUGCAGAAAAUGUAGAAAAUGCAGGAAAUUAUUUUUGGUUGAAGUUGAAUUGAACAAGAUAAAACAAAAUCAGAAUUUAGAAAGACCCAUGGAAAUCACUUAGAAUGUACGUGUUGCCAACCCAGUGUCCCUUACUACUCAUAAAGCAAAUGUAUAACUUUUAUUAUUCAAAAACAUAAGAUACCAUAAAAAAAACGUCAAAAUGUUGAAAAAUACCAUGAUACUAUAUCUUGGCCAUAUCGCCCAGCCCUAGUUAUCUGAGAGGACUUCAGAGCCCCCACAUCUCCUUUCUGAGAGGACUUCAGAGCCCCCACAUCUCAUCUCUGAGAGGACUUCCGAGCCCCCACAUCUCCUCUCUGAGAGGACUUCAGAGCCCCCACAUCUCCUCUCUGAGAGGACUUCAGAGCCCCCACAUCUCCUCUCUGAGAGGACUUCAGAGCCCCCACAUCUCCUCUCUGAGAGGACUUCAGAGCCCCCACAUCUCCUCUCUGAGAAGACUUCAGAGCCCCCACAUCUCCUCUCUGAGAGGACUUCAGUCCCCACACCACCUCUCUGAGAGGACUUCAGAG